CGGGGCCGCGCUCUCCGCGGCGGGGCGGCCCCCAGCUCGGCGGAGCCGCCCUCCCUCCGUCCUUCCCUCCCUCCCUCCAUCCCUCCGCCGCCAAUCCGGCCGGGGAGGCGACACCCGAGGGCUCCGAACGGUGCCGGCGGAGCGGGAGCCGCCGCCGCCGCCAGCAGCAGCAGCAGCAGCGGGGCACAUGGCAUGCCUGAUGGCGGCUUUCUCCCUGGGCACCGCUCUGAACGCCAGCAGUUCUGCCUGUAAUAUGGCCGAGCCAAAGUCAGUGUGCGUUUCAGUGGAUGAGGUGGUCUCCAAUGGCACAGAUAACCAAGACGUUCGACUGAUGAAUGGACGCUUAAAAAAGGUGGACAAUACUCUGACAGAAGCUCAUCGUUUCUCCUACCUGCCACGCAGACCAGCUGUAAACAUCGAGUUUAAAGAACUGUCGUAUUCCAUCCAAGAAGGGCCGUGGUGGAGGAAGAAAGGUUAUAAGACCCUUUUGAAAGGAAUUUCAGGGAAGUUCAGCAGUGGAGAACUUGUUGCCAUUAUGGGUCCUUCGGGAGCUGGGAAGUCAACACUCAUGAACAUUCUGGCAGGAUACAGAGAGACAGGAAUGAAGGGAGAAAUUCUCAUCAAUGGACAGCCUCGUGACCUGCGCUCUUUUCGCAAAGUCUCCUGCUACAUCAUGCAAGAUGACAUGCUCCUUCCUCAUCUGACUGUCCAAGAAGCUAUGAUGGUAUCUGCUCAUCUGAAACUUCAAGAGAAAGAUGAAGGAAGAAGAGAAAUGGUAAAAGAAAUAUUGACAGCCCUCGGUUUGCUAACAUGUGCCAAUACGAGGACUGGAAGUCUUUCUGGAGGCCAGAGAAAGCGUCUUGCCAUUGCUUUGGAGCUGGUGAACAAUCCUCCUGUCAUGUUUUUUGAUGAACCAACCAGCGGCUUGGAUAGUGCAUCAUGUUUUCAGGUUGUCUCUCUGAUGAAGGCUUUAGCUCAGGGUGGCCGGUCCAUCAUCUGCACGAUUCACCAGCCCAGUGCUAAACUGUUUGAGUUGUUUGAUCAGCUCUAUGUUUUAAGUCAAGGUCAAUGCAUUUACCGUGGCAAAGUAUUAAAUCUAGUCCCAUACUUGAGAGAUUUGGGGUUGAAUUGUCCAACCUACCACAAUCCAGCAGAUUUUGUUAUGGAAGUCGCAUCUGGUGAAUAUGGAGACCAGAACAGCCGGCUGGUAAGGGCAGUACGGGAGAGGAUAUGUGACACAGACUACAAGAGAGAUGGUGGUGGUGAGAAUGAGCUGAAUCCCUUCCUCUGGCACCGGCCCUCUGAAGAGGAUUCCUCAUCCACAGAAGGCUGCCACAGCUUCUCCGCCAGCUGCCUAACCCAGUUCUGUAUCCUCUUCAAAAGAACUUUUCUCACCAUCAUGAGGGAUUCAGUCCUGACACACUUGCGUAUCACCUCACACAUUGGAAUUGGUCUGCUCAUUGGCUUGCUCUACUUAGGCAUCGGCAAUGAAGCUAAGAAAGUCCUCAGCAAUUCCGGCUUCCUCUUUUUUUCCAUGUUGUUUCUCAUGUUUGCUGCGCUCAUGCCAACUGUCCUUACAUUUCCUCUUGAGAUGGGAGUAUUUCUUAGAGAGCAUCUGAACUACUGGUACAGCCUGAAAGCCUACUAUCUUGCCAAAACGAUGGCGGAUGUUCCUUUUCAGAUCAUGUUUCCUGUAGCUUACUGCAGCAUCGUCUACUGGAUGACUUCGCAGCCAUCUGAUGCACUCCGAUUUGUCCUCUUUGCAGCCUUGGGAACCAUGACAUCCCUGGUGGCACAGUCACUAGGUCUUCUCAUAGGUGCAGCCUCUACAUCCCUCCAGGUGGCCACUUUUGUGGGGCCAGUUACUGCCAUCCCAGUGCUUCUGUUCUCCGGGUUUUUUGUCAGCUUUGAUACCAUCCCAACAUACCUCCAGUGGAUGUCCUACAUUUCCUAUGUCAGAUAUGGGUUCGAAGGAGUAAUUCUCUCCAUCUAUGGACUGGAUCGAGAAGACCUGCAUUGUGACAAAGAUGACACUUGCCAUUUUCAAAAAUCAGAGGCCAUUCUGAGAGAACUGGAUGUAGAAAAUGCCAAACUUUACCUGGACUUCAUCGUUCUUGGAAUUUUCUUCAUCUCUCUGCGCCUAAUUGCCUAUUUUGUUCUCAGAUACAAAAUCCGAGCAGAGAGGUAAAGGAAAAACAACUAAAAUGAUGCAGUAGGAAGAUCUUUAGACAUGCAAUAGAGGGCUCUUGACAUUGUCUCACUGUGGCAGGCCCGUCUCCAGUGCCCAGCUAGAUGCUGUUAUGACCUAGCCCAUAGAGAACCGCAUUGGGAUAGAGGACAUAUAGUGUUAAGCCAAUCAGUCCCGCUGGGUUGGGUCAUGUUUUUAUUACACUUUCUAGCUUUAACUAGGAAGAAGAAAUAGAAGGGAAUUUUACAACACAGAAUAUCAAUACUGAGACAGUGUAACUGUAAUAAAAAAAACUGGUUGUAGGAAAUUUCCUUAUGAAAACCAAUCAUGCGACAAGGUAAUACUAGUCCUGGUAGCCAGAAUUGUAUAAUGUCAUUAUAAGUGACAAGGUAAUGAGAUGCAAAAUGGAGAAUGCAAAGAAAAUAUAAUUCUCUCAUCUUUUUAAAUUCAGAGUUUCAUCUUUGCAGUUUUAUAUGUAUUAUUUAGCAAUUAUUUUCCACAGAAUUACCCCUUCUGGCCAAAAGUCUGUAAAUGUAAUAAUUAUUAACAAAAAAAAAUAUCUUUUUAACAUGGAUACUUUUUAAAAACAAACAAAAAAAUCUAAAAUUAUUCAAGUCAUUAUUUUUGUUUCUGUCUAAAUUUAGAAUUUUGGUGCUUUACUUGUCGAGCUGGUCUCAUAUCUGAAAAUCUUAAUGUUAGGAGGAAAAGGCAGAUUCUGAGUCUGCACUAAACCUGUGGUCUGUAUGUGGAAGCAACAAUAGAUAGCACAGACAUGUUCAAGCUACUGCUGAAUGAUUGAAAAUGUUCUUUUGCAGUGUCUUUUAAAUCCUAAAUGUUUGUUAUAUUGAAAAUACUGACUCUGCUCAUCAUCCGUUUGAUCUACCUCUUGUGAAUGAAAAGAUCAAAGCACUCCAAUGCUCUUUUUUUCUUAAAUUAUGAAAGCAGAAUCUACCCCUAAAGCCUGAGCAAGAUACAUCCACAGCUCAAAGCUUGGGGUGUUGUGUUAAACCACUAGCGACUGCCUCCUGUGGCAGCAUUUAAAAUACCUGUAACACUCUAUGUGUAGGAGUCUCCUCAAAAUAUGCAAAGGGCCUUGUAAUAUUUCAGGGUUAAUCAUACCAAGCAGUUUUGUUCUCAUCCCGAAGUCUACAUGCGUGACAUGGGAAUUAACACCAGUGAAACCAUUGCAAGAGGCAUGCAUUUGUUCUGCAUAUCUCACCUUUGUAAACUUGGUGGGGGGAAUUCUGACUCCAAGUCGAAGUGAAUUUUGUCGCUGAUUUUCCCGGGUUUGGAUUGGCAACCCAAAAUGACAGCAUGGGACCAAUGCCCAUGUUGGACACCCUGGUAAACUUCUGUUGGACACCCUGGUAAACUUCUGUGUGAGUUCUCCUACCUUCUGCGGUUACUGUGUGUUUUACCUUAGUGUCACAGACAUCCAGGCCAGACCUACGCAUUCUAUAAAUGCAUUAUUCCUAUCAGGACACUGAGGUCUUGUAGAUUGGAAGCAGCUCGGUGACAGCAAACCACUCAGGAGCUCAGCAACUCGUGACGGAAUAGUUGAGGAGAGAGACCUUGUGCAUCUGCUGGCCACCAACAGUCACAGCUCACAGUCUGGCUUUGAGGACUCCAUGACCACAUCUAUAUUAGUAUACUAAAUAGUUCCAGGGCCUGGUCUCUGUUCUUUAGGCUAGUUUUCACAGUCUGCCUUUGUCUGUCCUGUUAAUCCUCAGACAGCUGGAGCUACCAGGAACAAUCCCUGCACUGUACUAACUUUUAAACAGUGCCCAAACACUGUCUGGAAAAGCUCAGGUUGUGCUGAGCCGCAGCUCUGCCACUUAGCAGUGAAGACAAUUGUUUUCCUGGCCCAUGCCCAGGCUCUAUUUUAUUUGCUGGUACAGACACAGACUGUGUGUAUCUAUUAAGCUCAGAGUGCUUGAAUUAAGCCAGUCUUCUAGACUGAAGUCAGGUCACUUGUAUUAGGAAGGUCAGCUGAACUUUCUCUGGAAAUAAGUUGACCUGUGAAAAUAAGGUCAAUCUUUACUGUAGAAGAAAAAAAAGGCAAAAAACUCCUUGUCCAACCUCUCUGCAUGUUUUUGUUGCUGUUUUUUCACAAAAUAUCCCUGAAGCCAGUAGAGCUUUUAUACAGCUCCGCAGCUUUUCCAGGUAUAUUCACAAUCAGGUAUGGGCCUCCAUGGCUGUCAGAUAGGAGAAAUUAAGCACUUUGAUUAUUCUAGGUAAUAUUCUGAACUGUGAACAGUUUUUGAACAAGUCACGAAUUCCUUGUUCCCCUGAAUUCCCUUGGCACAAUGUACCUUGAUUAUUUUAAGGCUCUCAAAAUAAUUUGUGAAUAUUUCAGGCAGUUGCUGUUUGCAAACAGAUACAGGACUAUGUUUCUCAGAUUACUCUUGUUGCACACUGCUGGUCCAGCUGUAAGCUAGCUGAGUAUGAAAGUGUGUAACAUCCACAGCAUGAAAUAAAUUCAGGGUUUGAUUUGCGUUUAUCAACACCAUUUACCAAAUAGCACACUGAGGAUCUCAUGAAACUUGCCAAGUGAAAUAACUUUGCUGAUAAAACUGGUACUUCACCACUCUCAGCUUAGACAAGGAUAUUGCAGUCUCCUCCCACCCAGACCAAUUUAGCAGUAUGAGCGCUUUGGAUCCUGUCUUGUUAUCUGUGCCUGUUCCUGUGUUUGUAGACUUUCUUAUUUUACCUCAUUAGUCUGCAACAUACUGUUCUGUACUGUAAGUUUGUACUGUGUUACCGUAGCCAAAAGUCUGGUCCUCCAUGGGUAUUCCUAAGAAAAUGCAUGCUUUCGACUAUUUUUGGUCACUCUUUUUUUUAUUAGAUGUGCUUCUUCCCAGCCAUCUGCUGGCAGAAUUUAGCUGAAAGUUACUAUUCUAAGGAACGCUUUCAGACUGUAGUAUCCCAGUAAGGAAAUAAAUGAUUUUUCUUGAAGCCAAUGCUACACAUAAAUGAGAUAAUCAUUCUUUCCCUCCUUAGUGCUAAAAUUAACUGAUAUCUCUUUUGCUGAUACUGUGGGACAGAAGUAUUUGAAGUCCGUCCCAGUUAUAUUUUCGUAUGCUGCAAAGUCUUUUAGCAUAGGCUCAACUUGGCCUUUCUCCCUUUAUGUGGAAAUAAGUUCUAGCAGGCUAGUAUUAAAUGCUUUCCCAUGUUAGUGGACUGAGCUUGCAUGUGCUGUGGUGUAAGCAAGCUCAUUGCCAAGCUCUGGAGACUUCGUGCUGAGAUAUAAUGAGGCCAGCAGGAUUCUAAAGACUUCAAAACCUCAUUUUAUAUAGCCAUAUAUAAGUAGCCAUAAACUGGUUGAAAUCAAUGCCAUUAUCACCAUUCAAACCAGUCACAAUCUGGCUAAAAAUUGCACAAGAGGCACAAAAGUUUUCUAAAGUUCUCUUGAAGACUGAAUGUGUGAUUUCUGUUGUGAUUACUAGAAGAUGGGCAUUCUUUUGGCUUCCUUGUUUCGUUUGGACUUACUUUGUUCCUGUUGCUUUGGUUAUAAUGUGCACCAAUUAACACUUUAUGUGCUUCUUUUUUUUUUUUUGGCAGAAACUUGCAUAUAAUAUGAAAACCCCUGAAAGUUUUUAGGAGGAAUUACUUUUAUUUACAAUUAAAUAAAAGAUUUGGAAAGUAGUCUGUACUCAUAAGAAAUUCAGAAAAAAAUCAUCUUUAUAGAUCAAAAGGAGAAACAAAAAUAUCUGGUGGUGAAUUCCUGUUCAAUUCUUAAUAUUUGGAGCCCCAAAUAUUUCUUUUAUCAUUACAGUAGAGGAAUAUAUAUGCACAUUAAAGAAAGAGAGAUGGUAUAGGUGUAAUAUAAUGAACACUUGUGUCCAGACACUGGAUGUAUCAGAUGGCUGGCAUUUCGAUCUAUUCUUUUGAACCACAAAUUUCUUUUGAGGGGCAGAAGAGAAGGAAAAUCAAGCAGAGAGAUGAGUGUAUAUUUUCCUGCGUAUUUACUGUUGCUUUGCGUAAUUGCUUUUGUGUAAUUUUGGUAAUGAAAAAGAUCUAUUUUUUUCUUUCUGCACCAGAAAUGCCAAUCCACGUCUGCUUUGCAUACAAAAAAUGCCAGUGUUUAUUUGUACUUUCCAAAAUAAGCAGAAAGGGUUCUUUUUUCAGUAUUAACUUUUACUGAAAUACAGUUUUGUUCUUUUGCCUGCUGCUCUGUGAUGAUUACCUUCAGAAACAAUAAAAAAGGGCAGAGGGAGGGACUUAAUGUGCAAUGGUUAUGUUCUCAAACAGAGAUCCUUGGAAAAUGUGUGCGAGAGGGGUGCAGAUGGCAUGCGUGCCUCUUCCACAUUGCCUCUGCUCACUGAGCUGUAGGUCAACCCCACUUGGUGGCUCAGUGGGAAGACGGUGAUGUGUACUUGUCCUGCCUAAUGCAAGAGAGCCCCCUGUUAAAGGUUGGACUAGAUGAUCUUAGAGGUCUUUUCCAACCUAAACAAUUCUGUGAUUCGAAGAGCAAGGAUAUUAGAAAACAUCACGGUUGGUUUUGGCACUAGCUGACCUCAGGCUCCUCCAGAGCAGGUUGAGUGUGGUAGAUAAUCAGGCUGGAUUUCUGCGUCUCAGUGGUAUCAAAGAUAUUGUCCUGGAGGUUAUUCUUUUUUCCUUUUUUGUGUGUGUCCAUUUUCCUACCAGAACACCCUGAAAGGGUGCAAUUGCUCAGGAACUACUUCCCUUUUGUUCUGUAUGGAAACCAUUAACGAUGUCUGAUAAUCACAAAGGCAUUUUGAUAAGCUGUUGGGAACUAGAAGUAGGCAGAAGAUGACGCUGUGUCAUGUCCUUUCUAACAGUUUGUGACAGGCCGAUCAUUGCUGAGCCCAUGACACAGGUCCUACUAAUUGUACAACACCACACUAGUGAGUGUUUAAAUGAAUUGCGAGGUCUCACUGAAGGUAAUCACGGGCUUUCCUAUUCCUGGACAGGGGCAGUAGCAUUUUCAGGGAUCAACUCCUACUGUCCUGUUCCUGAAUACCUGUUCUCAUAAUAUAGAGAUUUUUCUUGUGGAUCCCACCGACUGUUUUUUUAUAACCCAGAUGCGUAUUACAAGUCCAGAAGUUACAGGUUGAGCCUGCAAGCAUCACAAGUUUGCUUUUAAUUGUGUGUAUGUUAGCAUACUUCUCUUUCUGUACACAUUUCUUACAGAUUUUGCAAAAGAGUAAUGGUACCUUACAGCAUUAAAUCUAGCUUCAAUGUUUUUAUUAUUUUGAAAUCUUAUAAUGAACCAUAGCUUUACACAGAUGUCAGUUGUAGAAGCUUCUUUUAAGAGAGUUAGAUUUCUAUUGAGACUAAUUGCAAGAACUGUAAAAGGAUGACCAGUCAAAAUAUGUACCCUUGUGCAAAAGAAAUUCCCACGACUCAGCCUACCAGCCUGCGUUCUGUACGUUGUUUAUGCCUUCAAGGUACAUCGAGAAUUUAUUGAUCCAUUCUCUUUCUUGGGGUUUCUGUACAGCUCUGGCCAUGCAAAACAAUUUCUCGUGUCCUUCCAUCUAGUUACUUGUUGUUGUCUACGUGGUUAAAAUGAGCUUCUUGGGACCAGUGCAAAGGAGUUUGAGGUGAAGCGCUGACUUUUUAGAGUUCUUUGAGCUACUGAAUACCUCACGGUCUGGAUCUGAGGGUGCGCUUCUCUCCGCUCUUUCAAGAAGAACAAAAUCUAAAAUGUCUUUUUAAGCAGAUUAUAAGAUGACAUGGAAAUCCUUAUUUUUAAGUUUGUGUUUUGUUUUUUUUUUUUUUUUUACUUCGGUGACAUCUGUGAUGUCUUUCUUCUUACCCCAUUUUAACUUAUUUUUGUAACCCAUUUAGUGUAAUCGUUACACAAACUUCUUCCUCUUCCUUUAAAAAGCAGCUUUCCCACCGCGCAAAGUUGUUGAACAAUUUUUUUAAAUAUUGAACAAAUGCUCCUAAGUUACAGGAUAAAUACAUGAAAUUUAAGGAAAAAGAGUAUGUGAUAUAUCUAAAAAGAAAAAAAGUUCUGCAGUGUAGCCAAACCCUUAUGUAUGUCAGUAAGCCUCGUGAAAUACUUUGAGUCAGUUGACCUUAUUGUGAGAUACUACCCUUGAAUCUGUAAUUGAAUUAUUUAACAUUUGUUCUUUUGUUUUUAAAGCAAGAGUCAAUGCAAGUAUCAUUCUAAAUCAGCGUGCUGAAGUGUGCAUAUUCUGUAUAUCGAAUGUCAUUGUUGUCUCUUUUUUCUGUAAUGCAUUUGCAUUACUAUGAAUCAAUUUUAUUACGCUUCUCUAGAGACUUUUGCUGCCUGCACGCUGUGAUAUAUUUGCACUGUUGUAGAUAUAUAUAUACAUAUAUGUAAUUAUAUUAUAUAAACCAUGUCUUUUUCAGGUUGCUUGUUACCUUUGUAGUUAACGCUUACUGGUACAGUGGACCUGAGUAAAAAUGUGGGAUGUGGGGCAUUCUGAUGAUAUAUGACAAUAAUAGAAAAAUCUUUGUAUAUUUCUGUAUACUUAAUACCCGUAAGAGAUUUGUAUGUGCAUUAUUUUCCAAACUAGGGCUUUGUUUUCUGAGAAUAGAGACAUUUAUGAUAAUGUAACAAAAAAAAAUCAAAUAAAGUGUUAUUAUUUUCAGA
Messenger RNA from Cygnus atratus (black swan), 8774 nucleotides. It is a transcript of the gene ABCG1, whose product is annotated as ATP binding cassette subfamily G member 1. NCBI's taxonomy places the organism in Eukaryota, Metazoa, Chordata, Aves, Anseriformes, Anatidae. The coding region runs from base 188 to 2188 and encodes 666 amino acids. Gene Ontology annotation, biological process: transmembrane transport; cholesterol homeostasis. Gene Ontology annotation, molecular function: ATP binding; ABC-type sterol transporter activity; ATP hydrolysis activity. The transcript has 15 exons. The record is from RefSeq and is a predicted model, not a curated record. Gene Ontology annotation, cellular component: plasma membrane.